This is a messenger RNA of Rotaria sordida, 459 nucleotides long. The record is from the annotation of a GenBank genome assembly. NCBI's taxonomy places the organism in Eukaryota, Metazoa, Rotifera, Eurotatoria, Philodinida, Philodinidae.
AUGGCUCAAGAAAAAAUAAAUAGAAGAGGUCAAGAUCAAAAUCAAAAAUUACCAUAUCCUAAUAUGAGUGUAGCUCUUUCGGCAACUAUACAACAAAAUUCACAUAAUUUAUAUAAUCUAGAUUCAAAUAAUCUCAUGAAUCCAUCAAUACCUAAUUUAACGUCUGCUGAAUGUCGUCAAUCAGAAGAACUCAAUAAUCAAAUGAUGAAUUGUUUGAGUUUUCAACCUGUUCGAUCGACUAGUGAAUUUGUACGAAAACAAUUACAAAAUACAAUUCAAGGACGACAAAAACCAACUGGUGGAAAAGAUUUAUCUGGAGUAACAGGACAUAAUUCAUUAUCAGCAAAUCUUGAUUGCAAUCAAAAAGGAGCAUUUUUUCGAACUCAUUUGUCUUCUCAAAUGUCAACUCCUCCAUUACAAACAACAAUAAGACCUCAACAACAAGACAAAACAACAUGA